AUGGCCUCGCACAUCACAAAAGGGGCACCCCGCGGCAUUGUUGGUGUAGACCCACAGGCUCUGGAAGCACUAUCCGAAGUCACUCUGGGACCUGCGGGAUUCUUGCACCGCGAGGCUACGCGGUACCCAUGGAUGCUCCGCCCCCCUGUGGCGAGAAGCUGCCAUAACAAUGGGGCCACAGCCAAGGAGCCCCCACAGACGGAUUCUCCGGUGAGAGUUUAUGAUUCAGCCUUUGGGGAAGUGAUUGAGACAGUUGACCACACAGGAUCCCAGGUCCGGCGUGAAGGUCACCAGUUCACCACACAGGAUCCUGGGUCUGGUGUGAAGGUGACCAUUCAGGGGGCCACGUGGACUCCCCAUGAAGCCUCCAACCAGACCCAGGCCAGCACCCUCCUGAGGCUCCUACUGGAUGACCACACGGAGGGGAGGAAUGACAUCAACUCCACCAGGGCCCUGAAGGUGCCAGAUGGAACUAGCGCCGCCUGGUAUAUCCUCACCAUCAUCGGCAUCUACGCGGUGAUUUUCGUCUUCCGGCUGGCCAGCAACAUUCUCAGAAAGAAUGACAAGUCCUUAGAAGAUGUUUAUUACUCAAAUCUGACCUCUGAACUCAAAAUGAAAGGCCUCCAGGGCAAGGUCGCCAAGUGCUCCUCACUGACCAUCAGCAACAGGGCUGUGCUGCAGCCCUGCCAGGCCCCCCUGGGGGCAAAGGGCGGGAGCAGCGGGCCCCAAACCGCAACCCCAGAGACCCCCUGAGAGUCAAGGCCAGGAGGCCUUCCCCAGGACGACCCCAGACUUCUUGCAGGGGAGCAGUUUUGGGUUUACUUGGAGCCCUUGAGUGGGUCUGGGGGUGCAUCACUGACCAGGGGUGCUUCUGGCUGCUAGUUUGCGACCAGAGUCAGCCACCCAUUUCCUCCUCAGACUUCCAGGUGCUUUGAGAAGAGAGAGCAGGGCAGUGGUUUCUAGCCAAAUUCAAUCUUCACUGGCAAAGCCUGUGCUCUGGGGAGGAGCACUGUUCCACUGUUCUUGGAGGAAUCCAGAGACUCCUGGGGGCAUACAAAGAGGUGGCUCCUUGUCAUGGAAAGAAGAGUGAACUUGGAGUCGAAUGUCCUGGGUUAAAAUUCAACUUCUGGGGAGUCACAUAAACUGAGCGGCUAGUUCCUCACUUGGGACAUCUAGGGUUUGGGGACAGAUGGUUUUAAAAGGCUAUUUUAUUUGAAAGACUCUGGCUUGAAUAUAGGACCAAAGUUGUUAAUAUCA
Molecule: messenger RNA, 1257 nt
Organism: Piliocolobus tephrosceles (Ugandan red Colobus)
Lineage: Eukaryota; Metazoa; Chordata; Mammalia; Primates; Cercopithecidae
Gene: SMIM34
Product: small integral membrane protein 34
Exons: 4
Coding region: 1-753 (250 amino acids)
Source: RefSeq, a predicted model, not a curated record